AUGCCUCCCCGUCCCCGUAUCGUCCGCCGCCGCCCGCUCAUGGAGCGCAUCAAGGCGUUCUUGGACCCGUGGGAUUACCUCCUCUGGUUGUCUGAAGAGAUCGAGACGAGGAACUUCGGCUCCAAAUCUCUGGGGACCCAGCUCGGCCUAGCGCUUAACUUCGUCUUCAUACUUGCGCGUGUAUAUGGGUCGUCUUCGGCAGGCGGCGACAGCGACGACAUUUUCAGCGAUUCGGACUCUCCUGCCUCGACAGGGUGGCUUGCCUAUUUCGCAUAUUCUUUGAUGUGGGACCUCGUUGCUUUCUCAGCAUGGAACCUCUUCUUCACGUUCUGGCGAUCCCGCGCAUACCGAUUCUUCGAGGCCGACGUCGAACAGCCACUUAAUACACCUUCUGCGCAUCGUGUGCGAGUGCAGUCCUCGCCAGCGACUUCAUCCCCUUUGCGAAUUCUCAGCGACCUUACCGGCGAAAGCGCCGACUCUCGUGCCCACCCGGACAGGACCCGAGAUGUGUGGGAGCUGCGAAUGUGGGAUCCAGUGCCAGCGUCUUUGCAGCUGGUGUGCCUAUUCAGCCCCUUACAUGUGCUCAUAUACAUGAUGGCCCUCCCAUUGACACCCCUCGAUCCACAACCCAGUGUGACAGUCUUCAAGUGCAUCGUUGAGCAGGCCGCAAUCUCUGGCCUCUUACUAGCCAUGGAGUCUGCUUUCAGUCGACAGAAGAAAGACUCAGAGCUUGUCAAAGGGCAGGUUAUGAAAGAGUACGACAACAAAUAUGUUCACCCGCGUCUUAACCCCCCAGUGGUCCGAGACGUGGGCACCCAGUGCGGAGAGGAUGAGGAAGGGAAUGAGUGGGAAGAUAUCCAGACAGGGACGCCGACAACCCUGAUUCGACGCCGCUUUCAGACUCAUCCGAACCAAAACUAUGCCAAACAUUUUGAUCCGGACGGCUCAGGCUAUGCACCUCCCAGCGGCUCACCGAGCCCUGCAUUGUUUACCCCGCUCAACAACAGGCCUAAACAACCUGAUCUGUUCCAGUCCACACUCAAGACGCGCCCAUCGCCGCUACGCCAAGGCAUGGCAGCUUCCAGGACGCCAAGACUAUCACCGGAGAAGUCUACGAUGACAAACACGGGGACUAGCACAGGGACGCCGUACGGAGGAACGCCUCACGGAGGGACGCCCUACGGAGGCAGUCUGGGUGUAUACAGUCACGCAGAGUCACCUCUGAAGAAAGCAGCUAGUAUCGCCGAUAUUAGAGGAGGCGGCGGCGGCAAUCCAUUUUCACCCAAAAACUCCCGGGAGCUGGCUGCCAUGGAGCAGAAGGACCAGGCCGAGAGGAUGAUCCGAAGGAAUAGCCCGGUCAAGGAGCGCCGCCCUAGUGGUUUGGCCUCAAGCAUGCAGCUUGACGGUCAGGUGGGCGAGGAACCUGAGUCCAGCCCGAACCCUUUUUCCAGGAUGGGACAACACCGCGGGCGCUUCGAGAGGUUCCCUUCUAGAUGGUAG
Diaporthe citri is the source of this 1500-nucleotide messenger RNA. RefSeq lists its product as uncharacterized. The transcript has 2 exons. The coding region runs from base 1 to 1500 and encodes 499 amino acids. The record is from RefSeq and is a predicted model, not a curated record. Lineage: Eukaryota; Fungi; Ascomycota; Sordariomycetes; Diaporthales; Diaporthaceae. Gene Ontology annotation, biological process: maintenance of rDNA; regulation of exit from mitosis.